GCCUUGCGGCUGCCGAGGGACACUCAGAUGGGUGCACAAGGCGUGUCUGGGCGGAUGGGUGUGCGCUCCGGGGAGGAGGAAGGCACUGUGUGACGUCUGCCGGACGUGAGUUGGUACACAGAGGUAUCUGUGAUUGAUGUGCAUUGGUUACCCGGCGUGUGUUGGUUCAGGCGUUAUGACGUUGGUCCGCGCGGCCCUUUUCGUCUGCCUGUCGGCCUCAUCCCAGACGCCAUCAUGUCUGUCUCAUACAAUUUAUUGGGUUGUUUGCCGCUAUUGGUAGGAGUCCCCUUUAGCUGCGACGAUGACACCAACAUACUAGGCAGAGGGUUCCCUCUCCACCGAGUUAUCUCCACGGCCAUCUUGGUCGGCCUCACUCUAGGAGCGUUCGAUUGGCUGGCGGGGCGGCAACAUGGUGGCAGUGCUUCGCUGCGGUGUGGCGUGCGGAUGGCCAUCGCGUUUAUCUCUACGGUUGCUGGCGCGCCACUGGCAGUGUUCGGCACCGAGAUGUGGGCAGCGGGCGGCGGACUUCGCGCCUGGCUUAUGCUUGAGGCGGUCUGCGACAAGCCGAGAUGGUUCUUGAGUGCAUCGGUGCUUUAUUAUUUUUAUUUGUUCUGCAUAUCUGCGACCUUCCUGCCCUACUGCCUGCUGAACGGUCGGAGGGUGCACCAGGCCACACGAGAGGCGCUAUUGCGGCUGCGGCACCAACAUGCUGCUUCUGGUGGUGGCGGUGGCUUCCCUGCGGGCUAUGUGUCGCUCUACUUGAGGGACGGGGCCUACUACGUACUGAUAGCCACCUGGUCACUGCUGCAUUUGGGGGUCUCAGCUGAGCUCUGGAGCCGAUUCAUCUCGACCUAUGUCGUCGCCACACUGCUGGUGGCCGGCUGUGUGAGGAAGCGGCACGCGAUGGGCCAGCCGAGUGCGCCCACGGAAUGGUGCAGAAGCCUCGCGCCGCUCCUUGUCGGCGUCGCCGCUAAUGCCAUGUGCAACUUGACCAUGUAUCUCUUCGCCAAGGCCUUUUCAGCGAUGGGUGUAGAGUGCAUGUGGCUUAAGGUGGCGGUCAGUGUUGUGCUGGUCGGCUGUUAUGGAAUCUCCACUUACAAGGCUCAACAUGUCAUGAUCAGGUACGUCAGUAGCCCUGCCUGUGUCUGUCCAUGGCCGUUUCACUGCCUGUCUCUGGCCCUCUCUCUCUCUGUGUGAUGUGUGUUUGCCUGGCCUGCAGUGCUCCCUCUUAUCGGCCCUUCGCGUAUCUGCUACCGGGCGCAUAUGACGGUUACUUCGAGUCACAGAGUGCUGAGCAGAGGGCAACUGACGUGCCUGUGUGAUUGACGAGGACAUAUGCUGAUCGACCGAUGCUGUCCGUGGGCGGCAGCCUGUGUCGGGGGGAGGGCGAAUGGUGUGGUGUAUCUGUCUGCUGGUGGGAGGUCAUGGGUGACUGACUGGACUGUCUGGCUAUGUCCCCCUCUCGCCGUCUCUCCCUCUCUUUCUGCAUGUGUGUGUAUGUGUAGCUUUAUCAUGAUCAUGGCCUUUUAUCGUGGUAGAUCAUGAUAGAGACUGUGUAUCGUAAGUUUCUGCACUUGUUUUGCCAAUGGGUUGGUGCGGUGGGGGGGCGGGUGUAUUUACUUGGAUGUGUGUAUGCCGAGGCACGACAGAAAAAUGCACGACAUCUGUCUGUACAGUACACGGCCAUUCAGGGACGCGCGUGAGUCAGGCAGUCAGUCAGUCAGACAGCUGAGAGAGAGGGAGAGAGAGAGAGAGAGAGCAUCCCCGUACGCAGCCAUCAAUCAGUGUAUGGAGACGGAGACAGCAGAGAAAACUCAGUCUGGAAAGAUGCGCACGG
This is a messenger RNA of Vitrella brassicaformis, 1837 nucleotides long. The record is from the annotation of a GenBank genome assembly. Lineage: Eukaryota; Vitrellaceae.